UUUACCGUUUGUCAUUCUUCUUCCGCCUUGACAUACGCACAAUAUGUUCUCCUUCGGUCCCCAAACACCAAAAAUCACCCUUGAAGAGGCUAUCGAGAACCGCGUAAAGGUGCGACAAAGCUUCACCAAGUUCCUGACUGUGGUGGCUGCUAUCCGCAUCGCACCAUUUUUGGUGGAAUACGCGAAGGAACUCUUGUGAACAAAUGUAGGGAUAGACGAAUAGACCGACAGUGGGCUCUUCGGGGCUCGUAUGAGAAGCUCUUCUACAAAACCAGUCAUUUGAAACCCUAACCAUAUCGCCCUACUGUGUGCUAUAUCUUCUCCGAGCGAAGCCAUUGCCCAACUCGUAACGAUAUCGCACGUUGUGUCUUGUAACUAAUUAAGUGAUUGGAAAUAAAAGGGGGCUCUCAGGAUAUCAUUCAAAGUGCCUGUGUUCGCAAAAUUACAAUAUCGUCUUUUGGUC
Messenger RNA from Spizellomyces punctatus DAOM BR117, 463 nucleotides. RefSeq lists its product as uncharacterized. The record is from RefSeq and is a predicted model, not a curated record. Bases 44 to 199 code for a protein of 51 amino acids. NCBI's taxonomy places the organism in Eukaryota, Fungi, Chytridiomycota, Chytridiomycetes, Spizellomycetales, Spizellomycetaceae. The transcript has 3 exons.